UUUCGCACUCUCGAUACGGCGCGACGGUGGACAGGGACCGCGGGCAAAGCGAGCGGCGGGUUCAUCGAGGAGCAGAAAACGAAAAAAAAAAAAAAAAAAAAUCGCACCGCAACCAUUUAGUCGAGUUUACAAUCCACAUUUGGCACAACGACGCGAGGAUUAUAGUUUUUGAGCGGUCCGUUCAGAUCAGGUGAAUGCUGUGGUCGGGUUUCUAGCAACACGACUGGCUAGUAGUAGUACAACAAGGACAGAAAAGGAAGCGCCACCGGCCGGGUUUCUUUUGUAGUAAACUUCAGAUUUUGUUUUUAAUAUCAGGCUCAGGCGUUUAUUAAUAUCUGGAGGUGCGCUUGUUUCUUUCAUACUUUUUUGCUUUAAUACUUGCGUUGCUGCUCGGAAUUACCCGCAUGGUGGAACAUUAAGUUAGCUCGACGGCUAGCCGGAAAACGAGAACGAGGCCACUGCGGCCUAGUCGGGCGGGGAAACCAGGGGCUUGCGUGGACAACUUGCAGGUGCUGUAACUGCCACCCGUCUGUUCCUGUGUCUCACAGCAUCCAGGAUGGAGUGGCAGCCGGAUGAACAGGGACUUCAGCAGGUCCUCCAGCUCCUGAAGGACUCCCAGAGUCCGAACACGGCCACGCAGAGGGCCGUGCAAGAAAAACUGGAGCAGCUGAACCAGUAUCCGGACUUCAACAAUUAUCUCAUCUUUGUCCUCACAAGUCUUAAAUCCGAAGAUGAGCCCACUCGUUCACUCAGCGGUCUGAUUCUGAAGAACAAUGUCAAGGCCCACUACCAGAAUUUUCCCCCACUGGUGGCUGACUUCAUCAAACGGGAGUGUUUGAACAAUAUUGGGGACCCGUCGCCCCUCAUCCGAGCCACGAUCGGUAUUCUGAUCACAACAAUUGCCUCCAAAGGGGAGCUUCAGAUGUGGCCAGAAUUGCUGCCUCAGCUGUGUAAUCUGCUCAACUCGGAGGACUACAACACGUGUGAGGGCUCCUUUGGCGCACUGCAGAAGAUCUGUGAAGACUCCUCAGAGCUCCUGGACAGCGAGGCCCUUAACAGGCCCCUCAACAUCAUGAUCCCCAAGUUCUUGCAGUUCUUCAAACACUGUAGCCCUAAGAUAAGAUCUCAUGCCAUUGCCUGCGUGAAUCAGUUUAUCAUCAGUCGGGCUCAAGCUCUCAUGGACAACAUUGACACUUUUAUUGAGAGCCUGUUUGCACUGGCUGCUGAUGAAGACUCCGAGGUCAGGAAGAACGUGUGCCGUGCCUUGGUUAUGCUGCUGGAAGUUCGGAUUGACAGACUGAUCCCCCACAUGCACAGCAUUAUACAGUACAUGCUACAGCGAACUCAAGACCCGGAUGAGAACGUGGCGCUGGAGGCCUGCGAGUUCUGGCUCACCCUGGCAGAGCAGCCCAUUUGCAAGGAGGCCCUGUCCAGUCACCUAGUCCAACUCAUUCCCAUUCUGGUGAAUGGUAUGAAGUACUCAGAGAUUGACAUCAUCUUGUUGAAGGGUGACGUGGAGGAGGACGAGACGGUGCCCGACAGCGAACAGGACAUCAAGCCACGUUUCCACAAGUCGCGCACUGUCACUCUGCAACAUGAAGGUGGUGACGGCGAAGAGGGCGAGGACAUUGAUGAGGAGGAGGAUGAUGACGAUGACACACUGUCUGACUGGAAUCUCCGGAAGUGCUCGGCGGCAGCUUUGGAUGUCCUGGCCAACGUAUUCCGUGACGAGUUGCUCCCUCACCUCCUCCUCCUGCUGAAGGGUCUCCUCUUCCACCCUGACUGGGUCAUCAAGGAGUCUGGCAUCCUGGUGCUGGGAGCCAUCGCUGAAGGUUGCAUGCAGGGCAUGGUGCCCUACUUGCCAGAGCUCAUCCCCCACCUUAUCCAGUGCCUGUGUGAUAAGAAAGCCCUGGUGCGUUCCAUCGCCUGCUGGACACUCAGCCGCUAUGCUCACUGGGUAGUCAGCCAGCCGCCCGACUCAUACCUCAAGCCCCUCAUGACGGAGCUGCUUAAGCGGAUCCUUGACAGCAACAAGAGGGUGCAGGAGGCUGCCUGCAGUGCAUUUGCCACCCUGGAGGAGGAAGCCUGCACAGAGCUGGUACCCUAUCUGAGCUUUAUUUUGGACACGCUGGUCUUCGCCUUCGGCAAAUACCAACACAAGAACCUGCUUAUCCUGUAUGAUGCUAUUGGCACACUGGCCGACUCUGUGGGCCACCACCUCAACCAGCCGGAGUACAUUCAGAAGCUGAUGCCUCCACUCAUUCAGAAGUGGAAUGAGCUCAAGGAUGAAGACAAGGACUUGUUCCCUUUGCUGGAGUGUUUGUCAUCAGUGGCAACAGCCCUACAGAGUGGAUUCCUGCCCUACUGUGAGCCUGUGUACCAGCGCUGCGUCACCCUGGUGCAAAAGACCCUCGCCCAGGCCAUGAUGUACAUGCAGCACCCGGACCAGUAUGAGGCUCCUGACAAAGACUUCAUGAUUGUGGCACUUGACCUGCUAAGUGGCCUAGCUGAGGGGUUGGGGGGCCAUGUAGAGCAGUUGGUGGCCCGCAGCAACAUCAUGACCCUGCUCUUCCAGUGCAUGCAGGACACAAUGCCAGAGGUCAGGCAGAGCUCAUUCGCCCUGCUGGGAGACUUGACCAAGGCCUGCUUCCCUCAUGUCAAGCCGUGCAUUGCGGAAUUCAUGCCAAUUCUGGGCACCAACCUGAACCCAGAGUUCAUCUCCGUGUGCAACAAUGCUACCUGGGCCAUAGGAGAGAUCUGUAUGCAGAUGGGUGCUGAAAUGCAGCCCUAUGUUGGCCUGGUCCUCAACAACCUGGUGGAGAUCAUUAACAGGCCCAACACUCCCAAGACUUUACUGGAAAACACUGCCAUCACGAUUGGCCGGUUGGGCUAUGUGUGUCCGCAGGAAGUGGCGCCCAUGCUGCAGCAGUUCAUCCGACCCUGGUGCACAUCAUUAAGGAAUAUCCGAGACAACGAGGAGAAAGACUCCGCCUUCCGGGGAAUCUGCAUGAUGAUUGGUGUGAAUCCUGGUGGAGUUGUUCAGGACUUCAUAUUCUUCUGCGAUGCUGUGGCAUCCUGGGUCAGUCCUAAGGAUGACCUCAGAGAUAUGUUCUACAAGAUUCUUCAUGGCUUCAAGGAUCAGGUGGGCGAGGAGAACUGGCAGCAGUUCUCAGAGCAGUUCCCCCCAUUGCUGAAGGAGAGACUGUCUGCCUGUUAUGGCGUGUAGCCUGCCGGGCUCCCGUGGUGCCGACACAGUACCAAGGUGUCAGGUAUAUCUAAGGGAGGGUUACUGGGAACUCAUCCAUCUCUAUGUAUUGCACUGCCCUGAUCGUGGGGGAGCGGACACCACUGACCAGCUCCUCCGGACAGACCCCACGCCCCGUGUGUCUGUGAGGGUGGGAGGGAGGGUUGGGAGGGAUCAAUGCUCAGUAAACAAAAAAACAAAAAAAAAAAAAAAAACACAAAACAAAAAUCCAACGCAGUAAAAUGAACCAUGACAGGAACAGAGAGGGGAGGCAAAGGGAGCAGGCAAGGUGGCUCAAGAAACAUUUUCACCCAUCAGCCAGUUUAUUUUCAAAAGGACAGGAAAAACAAGGAGCAGAAAUCUGUGUUGGGUGGGAGGAAGGGCGGGAGGAAGGGACAGUUGCUGUAGCUGAUUGGCGCACGGCUACAGGCCUCCCAAUAUGCGCCUGUAGGCAUUGGUGUGUGUAUAUGGGUGUGCAGGCAGCACCUCUUGUUGCACGACACGCAAACACGCUUCCAACUAGCUGUGGGUGAGACCCUAUGAAGCGUCAAAACAUUUGGCCUCACCCCUGAAAUUGUGCGUGACAUGCUGGUUUAACAGCAGAAUAUGCGGUUCACAAAUCAUUGCAGUAGGGGGAGGAAAAUAUAUAUGAAAUAGUUCAUAGUCAGGAAUAGUGCAGUCUACUUUUCCUUUUUCAGUAUGUAGAUUUUGCUUUGUUUUUCCUCUUGUGUUCUCAGGAAUGUUCCUGAUGUUUUGUUAAUGGGAAACAAUAUGAAAUUUAUUUCCCCAAAAGCAGGUAGGCUUAAUUCUUCCCGAGAUUCUAACUUAAGCUUUUCUUAAUUCAAGGGGAUGAACGAGAGAAUUGAGAUUGCAUGGGGAUCACAUCUUUAGUUGUGCGAGUGAGUGAGUGGAGUAGCAUAUGUGUGUGCGGAGGUGUGUGUGGUAGCUUGUUCGAAGCAUUGUUUUACGGUACCUAGUGAAAACAACAGAUUUUCUCUAAAUCUGUGACUGAUCUAGCAUUGGUUUUUUUUUUUUUUUGGAGCUUUCUUCCUUAGUAAAAUUCAUUGUUGCCAUAUUGGGGAAACAAGGUUAUGUUCAUCUGAUCAGAAUGAAAUUACCCUGUGACAAAAGAGGCUUAAUGCUGUUGUACAAGGUGAUCUGUUUGCUGCUAAUGCUUUGUUUUUAUAAUUUGACUCAAAAUCGCACAUCUAAGGGUAGUAAAAAGGAAAAAAAAUUUAAUCUUAUCAUGCACUUUUUUGAUAGGGAAUUAAAAAUUUGAAAAAUACAUACUCUUUAUCCUGCAGGCAUCUACAUUAUAUCUCUUUCCAUUGUUAGCCAACGAAUAAACUGUACUCUGUACUGGCCACAUGAGAACAUGUUUUGUUGCUGAAUUGAUGGCAACCUAAACUGGACGCCGUUUGGUAGAGAAUGUAGGAUGUUCUGAGUAUAUAUCAUGUAUCAUUUCCUGACACUUGCUCCCUAGAAAUUUUAAACUAAUAUGACUAAGGAAUAGGAAGUGUCAACUUUCUAAAAAUCCAUAGUGAUAAAAUAAAUAACGUGCCCUGCCUUGUGUAUUCAUACAUAUUAGGUGAACAUGUAUACUGUUCUAACUUAGCAUAACUCCAUUUUUUUUUUUUUUUUUGAUUUUAAAGAAUGACUUGUUUCCCCCAUCAUAUGUGUGAUGAAGCAAACCUUUUGCAUUGCUGUGUAGCUAUAACAAAAAAAAAAAAAAAAAAAAAAGUCAGCUCCAAGGCACCCAAUAAGAAGAUGCGUUUAAACUGUAGGCUAUAAUCUGGGGUGUGGCUAACAUGAGUCUCUGUUUGGAGGCAUUUUUAUUUUCUUCCCUAAUUGGAUAAUUGUUAAUGUUUCAAAUAAAAUGUUAGAGGUUGUUGUGCUUCAUGAGCGUCCGCGGAUCGCAGGUGACUGCAGACGUCGAGUGGCCUUCCCCCUUUCAGCGGGACCUUCAGUAUCAACAGUUGCACGUCAGUUUUACUGCCAGUUUCUACAUGCCUGUACAAUUUUGAAAAUGCAUUUCUUCGUAAUGACAAAAACUGAAGGUAUUUUCUAAACCAACCUUUAGUUUUGCAAACACUGCUAGUUACUGUUCUGUAUUAAACAGGUGGACAGUAGUAAGGAAUCGGAGGCCAGAGAUGGGUGUUUUUGGCGUGAUUGUAUUUAAUGUCUGAGGAAUUGGGCAUUGCUGGCAAGUUUUUAAUAAAAUGCAAAAACGUGAAAAUUUGCCUUGACAAUUUGCUAUUGAAUCACACUAGUAAAAGCCGGUUUUUUGGUAGUUUUUGCCAUUUUCACUUGAAAUGAUCAAAGGACGGCAUGAUGUGUGGUGCGUUAUUAGUAAACUGAUGAGCAAAUGUUCACGAGUGAAGGUUGCCUGCUGAUUGGCCGCUGACUGAGCGAGUGGGACGCAUUUGCACACAUAUUUGGUCCACGACCUCAGCACGGCGAUUCCGUACAUGACUGUGAUCAUAGUUAAUAGUAACGAAUCAGUCUCCACCUAUGGGCAAUCUCUAUUCUCCAGUAUUACUGUUUUCA
Scleropages formosus (Asian bonytongue) is the source of this 5791-nucleotide messenger RNA. RefSeq names its product transportin 2b (gene tnpo2b). Gene Ontology annotation, molecular function: small GTPase binding. Bases 557 to 3226 code for a protein of 889 amino acids. Gene Ontology annotation, biological process: protein import into nucleus. Lineage: Eukaryota; Metazoa; Chordata; Actinopteri; Osteoglossiformes; Osteoglossidae. The record is from RefSeq and is a predicted model, not a curated record. The transcript has 25 exons.